UCCGCGGAAGACAUCGACGCGACGCGACGCGAGCAGAAUGAGUUCCGCGGGGCUGGAGAAGCUGCGGAUGACCGGCGCGGGGCGAGCGAUCGCCGCACUGACCAGCGGAGGAGACGCGCAAGGGAUGAACGCAGCGAUUCGUGCCGUGACCCGGAUGGGCAUCUAUGUGGGCGCCAAGGUGUAUCUGGUGUAUGAGGGGUAUCAAGGACUGGUGGACGGAGGAGACAAUAUUAAACUGGCCAACUGGCAAAGCGUCACCAAUAUCAUUCAGCUGGGAGGGACGGUGAUCGGCAGCGCCCGCUGUAAGGCCUUCACCACGCGCGAGGGACGCUUAGCGGCGGCCUUUAACCUGGUGAAGCGUGGCAUCUGUAACCUGUGUGUGUGUGGCGGAGACGGCAGCCUGACCGGAGCACACGUCUUCCGCUCGGAGUGGAGCGGACUCCUGCAGGAGCUGGUGGAGAAAGGUCGGAUCACGGCAGAAACGGCCCGUCAGCACGGGCACCUGAACAUCGUGGGUCUGGUCGGGUCCAUCGAUAAUGACUUCUGCGGGACCGACAUGACCAUCGGCGCUGACUCGGCCCUCAACCGCAUCACUGAGAUCAUCGACGCCAUCACCACCACCGCCACCAGCCAUCAGCGCACGUUUGUGCUGGAGGUCAUGGGUCGCCACUGCGGGUAUCUAGCGCUGGUGUCGGCUCUGGCGUCAGGAGCCGAUUGGCUGUUCAUCCCUGAAGCUCCUCCUGAGGACGGCUGGGAAGAGCUCAUGUGCGCUCGACUGGGAGAGAGCCGCAGUAAAGGAUCCAGACUGAACAUUAUCAUCAUCGCUGAAGGAGCCAUCAGCAGAAGCGGCGAGGCCAUCACCUCCAACUACAUCAAAGACCUGGUUGUGUCUCGUCUGGGUUAUGACACUCGGGUCACUGUUCUGGGUCACGUCCAGAGGGGCGGCACACCCUCAGCCUUCGACAGAGUCCUGAGCAGUAAGAUGGGUGUCGAGGCCGUGGUGGCCCUGCUGGAGGCGGGACCGGACACCCCCGCCUGUGUGAUCGGCCUAUCAGGGAACCAGGCCGUGCGUCUCCCGCUCAUGGAGGCCGUAGAGAUGACUAAAGAGGUUCAGAGGGCCAUGAACGAGAAGCGGUUUGAAGAAGCCAUCCAGUUACGGGGCAGGAGUUUUGAGAACAACUGGAACAUCUAUAAGUUGCUGGCGUAUCACAAACCUGCUGUGGUCCAGAGCAACUACUCGAUGGCCAUCCUGAACGUGGGCGCUCCAGCCGCCGGCAUGAACGCUGCGGUGAGGUCAGCGGUGAGGGUCGGUCUGGCCUCGGGACACCGGGUUUACUUCGUCAGCGAUGGAUUUGAGGGUCUAGCCAAUGGAGCGGUAAAUGAAGUGUCGUGGAAUCAGGUGGCCGGCUGGACGGGUCAGGGCGGCUCUCUGCUGGGAACUAAACGGACCCUGCCCAGCACCUGCAUGGACACACUAGUGGAAAACCUCAACAAGUUCAACAUCCAGUCACUGUUUGUCGUCGGAGGUUUUGAGGCGUAUGAGGGCGUACUGGAGUUGGUUGAAGCGAGGGGCCGUUAUGAUGAAUUAUGUAUUCCCAUGUGCAUCAUCCCUGCCACCAUCAGCAACAACGUCCCAGGCACUGAGUUCAGUCUGGGCAGCGACACUGCGGUUAAUGCAGCGAUGGCCAGCUGUGAUAAGAUCAAGCAGUCGGCCACAGGGACCAAGCGGAGAGUGUUUGUGGUGGAGACUAUGGGUGGAUUCUGUGGUUAUCUGGCAACCACCACAGGCAUCGCUGUCGGAGCGGACGCCGCUUACAUCUUCGAAGAUCCUUUCAACAUCCAUGACCUCAAGACCAAUGUGGAGCAUUUGACGGAGAAAAUGAAGAAGGACAUUCAGAGAGGUCUGGUGCUGAGGAAUGAGAAAUGCCAUGAGCAAUACACCACUGAUUUCAUCCAUAAGCUCUACUCGGCAGAGGGCAAAGGCGUCUUCGACUGCAGGGUCAAUGUCCUGGGACACCUGCAGCAGGGUGGAGUGCCGACACCGUUUGACAGAAACUACGGCACUAAACUGGGCGUCCGAGCCGUGCAGUGGCUGACAGACAAGAUGGUCGACAAUUUUAAACUAGGUCGUGUGUUUGCUAACAACCCAGACACGGCCUGUGUGAUCGGCCUGUAUAAGAAGGUUUUGACCUUCAGUCCCGUCACUGAGCUGAAGGACCAGACCGACUUUGUACACCGGAUGCCCAAGACUCAGUGGUGGCUGAAUCUCCGGCUGAUGCUGAAGAUGUUGGCAAAGUACCAGACGUCCUUCAACGAGUACGUGACGGGAGAGAUCGAACACGUGACCCGCCGCUCUCUCAGCAUAGACACCGGGUUUUAAAGCAGUCCCAUCCUCCAACCAACUCCCGACUGCCACUCCUCCGUUAAAACAGGUGAACGCCUGAUGCUUUAGUGAGUAAAGGAGGGUACGACUCUAGAUUAGUGCCUAAACCUGAUCCUCUUCUCCAUUGGAGGCCUGUAUUUGCACCAUCUUUAUGCUGGACUGAUGCAGAGUGUCCAAAACUAGAUCACUCCCAGUGUAAUUAAUAUAUUAUUUACAUUAAUCCGGGUACUUUUUAAACUGCGUUUUCUUUUCUAAACACUCUCCGUCCGCACUGAAAUGUCUGAAAACUAGGGGUGUAACGCUCCCUCAUGUCACGAU
Messenger RNA from Rhinichthys klamathensis goyatoka, 2701 nucleotides. It is a transcript of the gene pfkla, whose product is annotated as phosphofructokinase, liver a. Gene Ontology annotation, biological process: fructose 1,6-bisphosphate metabolic process; fructose 6-phosphate metabolic process; canonical glycolysis. Lineage: Eukaryota; Metazoa; Chordata; Actinopteri; Cypriniformes; Leuciscidae. Gene Ontology annotation, cellular component: 6-phosphofructokinase complex; cytoplasm; membrane. The record is from RefSeq and is a predicted model, not a curated record. Gene Ontology annotation, molecular function: identical protein binding; fructose-6-phosphate binding; monosaccharide binding. The transcript has 22 exons. Bases 38 to 2380 code for a protein of 780 amino acids.